GAGCAGCUUAGUAUUGCCCCGACCGUGAUCACAAAAGGUUGUAUUUUUUUAGGGUGGCGUAGAGAUUAUUAAAGGUGGUCCUAACCUACUUUUUGGCAUUCGGUUGGUUACUCAUUAUCGUGCAUCAAAGGGUUGUGAAUGGUUGUGAAGUAUAAGGGUGGCUCGAGUACUCAAAACAAAAAUCUUUGAGCGACUCGUCCAGGCUUUCAUCUAGGGGUUGUUUAUAGUAACGUUGUAUCGUUGACGCAUCGCUGACGUGGUAUUUCCUGAUAAAUAACAAAAUAAUUUAUGAAAAACUUAAUACUUGUUUCACUCGAUUUUAUUUAUAUUUUCAAAGACUUUCAACUAUUGCCUUACUAUUGAUUUCUAGUAGGAAGUGUGAUCGAUCGAGGUUCUCCUAAUUUCAAUUGGAGCAACGCGAAAGUUCUCUUACAAAAAAAAAGAGACAGGAAAGAACGGAGGAUCGAUCGGGACACGUUUAAGCACGUGUUAAUAAUAAUAAGGCAUUCCGUUUAUUACGCUGGACUACGUUUGCCUUGCCUUGUCCUGUUUCUUCAUGUACUUUUGCAUUCAACACUGCUCUAUGUGAUUGUUGCUAUGAAAUUCCUUGAGUGAAUAGUGCAUGGGUGAUAUUGACAGAUGAAAAAUCAUGGUUGCAAAAUUUCAUAAUUUGAAACAGCAUUACGGAUAGAGAAAUUUAUUGUCAUCUGUGCUGUUAAACUGUUAAUGUAAAAAGAAAUAAACAAUGAAGAGUAACGGUGCUAAGUAUGAAAAGUUAUCUCCAAGUGAUGAGGCUCAAAGAAAUCUGAAUCAAGAAUGCAGUAACGAUACGAUAGAAGAGGACUAUAAACGGUUUGCGGAUAUGUGGUUAACUACUGCUGAGUCUGCUGUGCUGGGUGCAGAAGAAGUAGCAGCUAGGCUGAAUGUCGACACCAGGACAGGUUUGGGAUGGAGGGAAGCUGAAUUGCGUAGGCAGCUAGCUGGUUAUAAUGAAUUUAUAGUAAAGGAGGAUGAGCCUACAUGGAAAAAAUAUAUCGAGCAGUUUAAGAAUCCCCUUAUCUUACUGUUGCUUGGAUCUGCUUUUGUCAGUAUAUGUAUGAAACAAUUUGAUGAUGCUGUUAGUAUAACAGUGGCUAUCAUAAUAGUAGUAACAGUGGCAUUCGUACAAGAAUAUCGCUCAGAGAAGUCCUUAGAAGAAUUAAAUAAGUUAGUGCCACCCACUUGCCACUGCUUAAGAGAGGGCCGUUUAGAGACUUUUCUCGCGCGUAACUUGGUUCCUGGUGAUGUGGUGUAUUUAAACAUUGGAGAUAGAGUGCCAGCAGACAUUAGAAUAUUCGAUGCGAUCGACUUAGCAAUUGAUGAGAGUAGUUUCACUGGUGAGACGGAACCUGCACAAAAAUGCACGUCACCUUUACUCAAGACAAAUGGUCAUACCUCCAAGAGGAACAUCGCCUUCAUGGGCACCUUGGUCCGCUGUGGAAAUGGCAAAGGAAUUGUAGUGAACACGGGUGAAAAGAGUGAAUUCGGGGAGAUUUUUGCAAUGAUGCAAGCCGAAGAAGCACCAAAGACUCCCCUCCAGAGAAGCAUGGAUAUUUUAGGUACACAGCUCUCCUUCUACUCCUUUUGUAUUAUUGGAGUUAUCAUGCUUCUGGGCUGGAUCCAAGGUAAGCCACUCCUUGAGAUGUUCACCAUCAGCGUCAGCUUAGCUGUAGCAGCCAUACCGGAAGGACUCCCAAUCGUCGUGACAGUUACCCUAGCAUUAGGAGUCAUGAGAAUGGCUAAGAGGAAGGCCAUUAUUAAGAAGUUACCUACUGUCGAGACUCUAGGUUGCGUGAAUGUCAUUUGUUCUGAUAAAACCGGGACUAUUACCAAAAAUGAAAUGACUGUAACAAUCCUGGUAACUUCUGAGGGUUAUGUGGCUGAUGUCAGUGGAGCGGGUUAUAAUGAUCAGGGUAAUCUUCAUCUACGUAAAUGCGACAAUAUUGACCUUGCUCGUGCUGCUAUCAAUAAUAUGUUGGAGGUCGGGUGUGUUUGCAAUAAUGCCAUCAUACAGAAUGAAACACUAUUAGGUCAGCCAACCGAAGGUGCUUUGAUAGCUGUUGCUAUGAAAAACGGAAUGUAUGGUGUGUCCGAAAAAUAUCUGAGACUUCAGGAAUAUCCGUUUUCUUCUGAGCAAAAAAUGAUGGCUGUUAAAUGUACACCAAAGUAUGGCGAGAAUAAAGAAGAAAUCUUUUUCGUAAAAGGCGCUAUGGAAAAGAUUUUACCACAAUGCACCAAAUAUUCCGCCAAUGGUCAACUGUACUCCCUGAAUCAGAAAAAAGAACAGGAAUUUCUAACAGAGGCUUAUGACAUCGGGAGAAAGGGUUUAAGAGUUAUUGGUUUGGCUCGUGGUUCGUCCUUACAAGAUCUAGUUUACGUGGGUCUGGUUGGAAUUUGCGAUCCGCCUAGACCUCAUGUACGCGAGUCCAUAACAACUCUUGUGAAUAGUGGAGUGAAGAUCAAGAUGGUCACAGGAGAUGCCAAAGAAACUGCUGGGGCAAUUGCUAGUAUGAUUGGACUCGAUACGAUUCACAUGAGAUUGAUGUCUGGGGAUGAGAUUGAUAUGCUUUCAGAGCAUCAAUUAGAACAAAUAAUUGAUAAUGUCAGUGUUUUCUAUCGCGUCACUCCAAAGCAUAAGUUGUGCAUAGUCAAAGCAUUACAGAAGAAUGGAAACAUAGUGGGAAUGACUGGUGACGGUGUAAAUGAUGGUGUUGCUUUAAAAAAGGCUGAUAUUGGCAUUGCAAUGGGUAAGAAUGGUACGGAUGUCUGCAAGGAAGCUGCCGACAUGAUCUUGGUGGAUGAUGAUUUUGAAACAAUCAUUGCUGCUAUUGAGGAGGGUAAAGGUAUCUUUCAUAACAUUCGUAACUUUGUUCGAUUUCAAUUGAGCACAAGCAUAGCAGCACUUUCUCUGAUUGCCCUGGCUACUUUAAUGGGAAUACCCAACCCGCUGAAUGCUAUGCAAAUUUUAUGGAUCAAUAUAAUUAUGGAUGGACCACCUGCUCAAAGCUUGGGUGUUGAGCCUGUUGACAAGGAUGUUUUGAAACAGAAACCUAGAAAUACUAAGGAGCCUAUGAUCACUAAUCAUCUCAUAAUAAAUGUCCUACUAUCCGCAGCUAUUAUUAUAUUGGGUACUCUUUGGGUAUAUAAUAGAGAAAUGACUUCUGGUGGAAUUACUGCAAGAGACACUACGAUGACGUUCACCUGUUUUGUCUUUUUCGAUAUGUUUAAUGCUCUGAGUUGUCGGUCACAGACGAAAUCCAUAUUUACUAUUGGUGUAUUGAGUAAUAAAAUGUUCCUUGUGGCGGUAACGUUGUCCGUCGUGGGUCAAAUGCUGGUCAUUUACUUCCAUCCGCUGCAAAAAGUGUUUCUAACAGAAGCUCUUACACUCAAAGAUAUAGUGUUUCUGGUGACAUUAACGUCCAGCGUCUUCGUGAUUAGCGAGAUCAAGAAGUUUCUCGAGAGGCAAUUGGAGAGGCGGCGGACCAGUGGCCGAUAUUACAGUAAGUCUGAAAUGGACUUCGUAUGACAAUUACAGUCGACCGGCGAGACAGAGAAGCCUCACACGGAAUAAACAAGGAUAGCAAUAGUGACAAGUAGUCCUCCCCAUUUUCCAAAACUCCUAAAUCCUUUACAAAGUCCUUGCCUUGCGUUCUUAAUCUCAACUGUUAAACAAGAAGGUAAUUCAGUAACUGUUUCUCUGGUUCUCUAUAAACACACUCCCCUUCUAGAAAUGGCAAAUCGGGAUGAACUAUUGAGAUUAGUCUUUUCUAAACUUGUUAGAAUUCGAAUGAACAUUUUUCAGGCAGCAAGAUACCUGCCUCGAAUUCUCUCUGGAUUAGAGAUACUCGAUUAUAGAAGACGAACGCGUAGUGAUUGGCAAGGAUGGACUUUUCUUAUCCCACUCAUCUUUCUCUUUGUGAACUUCCCUUACGCUGUUUUUCUCUUCUUUCUUUUAUUCCUUCCUUCUAUCUUCGUAUCUUAAAUUUUCAUCAAUUCGAAAAUCCGUUAUCAACGCAAGAAUUAAUGUCAUCUCGGACGCCGGGUAAAUAUUAAAUGCAGACCAGAGUCAAAAAUGCAUUUGAACUUGCAAGUAACCAGUGAUUUGUUUAACUGGAGGCUUCUUGAAAAAAGAAGAAAACUGCAUUUUUUCCCAAGAAAAUGGUUAGACAAUGGCGGAUUUUUGUAACGAAAUCGUCAAUUAUUCUCGGACAGGCCAUUAUUUUUGUUUUCUACUAUUUAUUCUCGCGGUCCACGUUAGAUGUUAACUCGAUCGCCUAAAACUUCCUGUGAACACUUAAAAUACUCGGAAGUCUGUUUCGACAGUAAAAUCAAGAAUUCUACAGUACGUUAAUUGAUUAGUACGACGAGAAUGAUCUCAAUAGAUUAAUAAGACAUACCUGCUCGAUUCCUGCAAAAAGCCGUAUAUGAAUGAAAGCAAGCAGUGAGUCACAGGACGUUUUACGUUUAUCGUGGAAUACGCGAGACUGCAUUUAUUACCUUUUAAAAUUUAUAUUCUAACACGCCCAUUGUAUCGCGUAGACUACGUUACACUUUCAUUUCAAAAGUUGACAAAGGUGUUAGUGCUGUCAUUCCAUAUAUUUUAAUUGUACAAGUGGCAUACCCCAUGACUUUAUAGAAUGUACGUAGUAAUUUUAUAAAAUCCGAAGAACAAAGAAAAUACAUGACCAAGACAUUCUUUUCUGCUUUUUCACUUGCAACGACUAAUCACCUGUGAAGCACGCAACAAAAUCACACAUAAAUCACUUGUACAAUGAUUUAACACUAUUUCUCUAAUAUUAAUAUCAUCGUCGUCGUCGUUUAUAGCACUACACGAAAGAGAAUUAGUACGAUCAUAUUAUAAUGAAGCAGUACAUUCACACGAUCGCUAAUUAUAUAAUGGGAACCAUAUAAAAAUCACUAUGAAGUCAGUAGACACUUUAUACUAGCACACAGCAUAGAAGCAGAAUCUCGCAUACGAUUUUUAUUCAUGGUAUAAUCACGUUUUUCACCUGAUUCUCAAAAGGCACAAUAUUUAGAGCAAAACUAAAAAUGUCAAUGGUAAAUUUUUAUCUAGCAACUACGAAUAAUACCUAGAAACGCAUGUACCAAUUUGCAGGCAGAAAAAUGAAAGUGGUUUUAAGGAUGUCCUUGAAGAUCAUUUUAUUGUAGAGAAGGUACUACAUAGACUUUGCAAACAUAUUAUUCUGCGAAAUUACGCUACUUAUCGUGGUUAUUCUUUGUAUCGGCGGGCAUAAUGUUGAAAUAAUUUUUGUAUGGUUCAUUUAUAAGCGCGCAAGAUCGUGGAACAUUAAAAAGAAAUCUACAGCAAUUUUGUUCCACGUUCCUGAAGUCUGUUUAUAUAUCGAAAUCAAUGUGACUGCAUAUCGAAAUCAAUGUGACUGCAUAUCGAAUGUUAUUUAUUCCGCCAUUUCCUGGCAUAAUCGUUACGUUUUAUCCUUAUUGUCGUUCACUCAUUAAGUUGGCGUCACGAUUAUGAAAACUUGCGAGUAAUUAAGUGGAAUGUGAUUGAGCGAUGUGUUUUCCGCAUUGAGAAUGGACGCCUACUUGAUAUCGUAUAAAUGUGUAUUUAAAAUGAAGAAUGAUCAUCAUUAAAUAUCUGGCACGUG
Cephus cinctus (wheat stem sawfly) is the source of this 5666-nucleotide messenger RNA. RefSeq names its product calcium-transporting ATPase type 2C member 1 (gene SPoCk). The transcript has 16 exons. Gene Ontology annotation, cellular component: endoplasmic reticulum; plasma membrane; Golgi membrane. Gene Ontology annotation, molecular function: P-type calcium transporter activity; ATP binding; ATP hydrolysis activity. Gene Ontology annotation, biological process: intracellular calcium ion homeostasis; manganese ion transport; calcium ion transmembrane transport. NCBI's taxonomy places the organism in Eukaryota, Metazoa, Arthropoda, Insecta, Hymenoptera, Cephidae. The coding region runs from base 746 to 3565 and encodes 939 amino acids. The record is from RefSeq and is a predicted model, not a curated record.